CUGUCCACCUACGUCUGUUCUGCCAGCUGGAUAGUACCGCUAGUUACACAAGUAAGGUAGCUUAAAGUAGUUUAUAACUAAGUACCCUGCAUGUGAACUUAAUCAGGCUUCAGUAGUUCUAUUAAUUCAAGAUGCAUAGACUACUGUUCUUUCGCUUAAUUGGAAAAUUAAUAUUUCAAUCAACUAGGAGUGGGACUGACAAGUGACGCUCUGUCAGCUUUACCACUCUGUAAUGAUGAAAGUAAGCUUUCUGAUGAUUCAAACCAUGAAGGUUUAUCAAAUUUCUCUAUGUUGUCUAGUAAUUCGGCGCAGACUGUUGAUAAUACUUUUAUUUCAAUGGCUGAUACAAACUCUCAUUUGUUUGACAACAUUUUGAAAGCUCCAACAUCAUCGGCUACACGAUUAGGUGAAGCGUCUUUAACUUACUUAAAUCAAGGACAAACGUAUGAGCUUAAAUUGAACUCGAAAACACCAGAGAUAAAAUUUAUCAAGACAUGGAUUCGAGUUACUUUCUAUGAUAAACGGAUGGAAUUAAAUGAACACGAGCUUUGGGAUAACUGGCAUCAAACACACCCUGGUGAAAACCUUCUAGACGUAGAUUAUAAAAGAUCGAAUGAUUAUGAAGAAUUAGAUAAUGAAAAUACUCCAUCAGAUGAUAUAUUAUGUGUAUGGAAAUAUCCGAAAUGUACUAUUGGUUUACGAUUUAAUUGUGUCAGUACUGAAUUCACUGCUAAGAAACAUGGUGGUGAAAAAGGAAUUCCUUUUCGAUUUCGGGUAGAACAUUUUGAAUAUGAUACUAAUCAACAUUUGGGAUCAUUCGCUUGUCAAAUUAAAGUAUUCAAAAUGAAGGGAGCUGAUCGUAAGCAUAAAACGGAUCGAGAAAGAAUAGAGCGUAAAUCUGGUGAUGGUCAGGCUAUUUAUAAACCAUCAGUUCCUGUGACUAAAUUAUCAUAUUUACCUAGCAAGCAAGUUAAAUUAUUUCAUAAUCACCAUCAUAACCAUGGUCAUUAUCAAUCGAUAACAGACAAGCAGUCGGCGAUCGACGAUACUUUUACAGAGCAAUCGAUAAAAGUGACAAAUACACAAAUUCUUACCACUUCCGCUACAAUAGCCACGUCUGUUUGUAAUAAUUCAUGCCAACAAUUUAAAGUAGACAUGAGUAGUUUGGAUUUACAGAAUUUAGCACGAGUGGAGAAAGCGGUGAUGAAGGAUAAUUUUACACUAGAGGAUUUAAAUGAUACAAGUAACAAUUUUGUAAUACCUAACCCAAUCGAAUCACCUAGUGCUUCCAAUCGGUCAUUUUCGGAAUUUGUUAUACCUACUUACCCAAUUCAUCGUUCGGCAUAUUCAGCGUUAAGAAAUGUAUCUCCGGGUAUAUCACCUUCUCCAUCUUCUAAUAAGCGUUUUAAUUAUACUAUACAGCCAUGUCUUCAACGGCGUAGACGUCUUCGAGCAGGAGACUGUUGUGCAGGGACUUGUUCAUCAUGUGGACGCAGUUGUCGAAGUGCUUCCCGAUGGAUACGAAGUAAUAAAAAUAGAAUGAUGUGCACAAACUGGGACAAUUCAACAAAUCGUGCCAAACAAGCCUCAGUGAUUUCAGAGAGAAGGAGAGCUGCACAAAGUUAUGAAAGCGGUUCCCAUUUGACUGAACUCCCAAAGUCCAAAUCGAUUCAAAUGAAUAUUCCUUCGCAUCAGUCAAAUUCCAUAAAUAAUAACCAUCAUUCAGGAGUAUAUGAAUUGAGUACAUCAGGCGAAUAA
Messenger RNA from Schistosoma mattheei, 1758 nucleotides. The record is from the annotation of a GenBank genome assembly. NCBI's taxonomy places the organism in Eukaryota, Metazoa, Platyhelminthes, Trematoda, Strigeidida, Schistosomatidae.